CACUUACUCUCUCAAACACAUUCAAUAGAGACUCUGCUGCAUCAAGGGGCAGAAGAGCAGAGCAAAGGAGGGUUCAGAGGGACACACAGACUGGGAAUACUCCAGUUGACAGGAUUUGUUUGGAGACUCAUGUGCUAAUAUGCUGCCGAGCUCCGCAGGGGAAGCUGAGCACCGGGGAGUUUGACAGGAUCUCAGUGCACCUGCUCCAUGCACACUGGCAGUUUACAGAUCGGCCUCCUCACCCCCUACCAGGAGCUGCAUUUGACUAAUUCUCCCCUCCAACAUUCCAUUAACAGUUUAUGUGGAAGAGCUGAUGUGUGCGAUGGCCAGGCUGGACCAGCAGGUUCUCAUACGCACAGUUCUGUGUUAUCGUUACCUCCCGACCAAACAGCCCAGCCCGAGGAUCUGACCGCUCCUCUCCUCCCUCUCCCCCCUUCCUCCCUCGACCUGGGUGUGUAUUGAUCCCAGGCCCACCAUGGGAGGAUGCUUUUCUAAAACCAAACCAGUUGAAGUUAAAGUGGAACUCUCACUCCUGGAAAAAGAAAAAGAGGUGGAUGGACUCUCGCCUAAUGGCAAAGCGAGUCCCUUCGCUGACUGCAGACCUAACGGGGCCCUGGGACACGGCUCUGAUGAGGACUCCACCGCGCUCCCCCUCUACCACAAACCACGAGACUAUGUGGAGGUCUCCGUCUGUCACGUUAAAGAUCUGGAAAACGGACAGAUGCGUGAGGUUGACUUGGGAAGUGGCAAAGCUUUGUUGAUCAAAGAACAUGGAGAGUUUGCAGCCAUGGGCCACAAGUGUCCACACUACGGAGCACCUCUUGUCAAAGGUGUGUUGUCAAAAGGCCACGUGCGCUGUCCCUGGCAUGGUGCAUGCUUUAACAUUGCAACAGGAGACAUAGAGGACUUCCCUGGACUGGACAGCCUGCCUACCUUCCAGGUCAGAGUUGAAAAGGACAAGGUGAUCAUUCGCGCAAACAAGCAGGCUCUUCAGUUGCAGAAAAGGUCAAAGCCCAUGGCCAGAUGCUCAGCAGUCAUUAACUCCAACACAGGUUUCAGCCAUGUUCUCAUCAUUGGCUCAGGUCCAGCAGGUCUGGUGUGUGCAGAGACACUGAGGCAAGAGGGCUUCACAGAUCGCAUCGUCAUGUGCACGAUGGACAGACAUCCUCCAUAUGACAGGCCUAAACUGAGUAAGUCCUUAGAGAGCACAGCAGAGCAACUGAGACUGCGCUCCAUGAGCUUCUUACAGGACCAUGACAUAGAGCUGCUCACAGAGAAAGAGGCAGUUGCAAUAGAUGUGAAAACUCGAUCCGUGACCUUUGAAGAUGGCUUGAGAAUGGAGUACAGGAAACUUUUUAUUGCUACGGGAAGCAAACCAAAAGCAAUAACCUACAAAGGCAAGGACGUCAGGAAUGUGUUCCACCUCAGGACGCCCGAGGAUGCAAACAGCAUAGCGCAGCUGGCCAACAACAAGAACGCUGUGAUUAUUGGAACAUCCUUUGUUGGCAUGGAGGUGGUUGCAGCUCUAACUGACAAAGCCCACUCAGUCUCUGUCAUCGGCAUGGAGACUGUCCCCUUCAAAAAAGCCCUCGGGGAGAAAUUAGGGAAAUCAAUAAUGAAGCUGUUUGAGGCAAACAGGGUGAAGUUCUACAUGCUGAACGAAGUGUCAGAGAUGAUUGGUCAUCAUGGACAGCUGAAAGAGGUGGCGUUGAAGAGUGGAAAAGUCCUGCGGGCAGAUGUUUGUGUCAUUUGUGCAGGAAGUGUUCCAGCAACAGGCUUCGUGAAGCAGAGCGGCAUCCACAUGGACUCCAGGGGCUUCAUCACUGUCAACAAGAUGAUGCAGACAAAUGCUGAAGGGGUGUUUGCUGGAGGAGAUGUGGUGAUUUUUCCUUUUCCGCCACGGAACAACAAGAAGGUGAACAUCCCUCACUGGCAGAUGGCCCAUGUACACGGAAGAGUGGCAGCUCUCAGCAUGAUGGGCAGAGCCGCCGAGAUCAAAACUGUGCCUUACUUCUGGUCCGCCAUGUUUGGGAAGACCAUACGCUAUGCAGGUUAUGGUGAGGGAUUUGAUGAUGUCAUUAUUCAAGGAGAUCUGGAUGAACUGAGAUUUGUGGCGUUUUAUACCAGGAGUGAGGAGGUGGUUGCUGUGGCCAGCAUGAACUAUGAUCCCAUUGUAUCCCGAGUAGCAGAGGUCUUAGGAUCGGGAAAGACGAUUAAGAAACGAGAUGUGGAGAUGUUAGCACGGCUUGGCAAGACUGGAGACAUUUCCUGGUUGAUUGACAAAGGGUCUUAAUGACUUUACCUCUGAAGGUCACAAGGACAGACCUAAAGUCCACUUAGAUAUGGACACUAAGCAGCUAUCACAGGUCUGGACACACACACACACACACUCACACUGUCACUGGAGAACAGGACUUCUGGAGACACACUUCCCCGAGGACAACACUGAAACCUGCUUUGUUCUUUAGAGACACUUUAAGGUGACAGAUAGAGCCAUACACGGUCUGAAUACACUGCAUCACUGUGUUGGCAGGUCUUUUAUGACAUUUAAAUACAAGCAAUACUGGAUUCAAGAUGUAUCUACCUGUACACUUUGUUAAUAAGAAGCCAAGAAUGGGCAUGGCAAUUUCCUUUUAUACAAAUAACAAAUAACAUUGUAUAUAGCUGUAAUCCUGAAUGCACUGUAACAAGAAUAAGAGAAUACACUUUUCUAAGCUUCUAUAACAGGUUUGGUUAAAUGCUCACAUACAGGCCUUGAAUCUGCAUGCAAUAAUUGACAAUGAGUUUAAUCAAAUAAGCCCCUUGAAAAGAGAGUUUUGAUUCUAGAAAUGCAUCAGCACACAAAUCUGAAACCUGCUAACAACAAACUGCAUAAUGACUUGAAGCAGAACCCUGAAUGCAGCUUUGAUUGGCCUACUAACACACACACACACACACACACACACACACACACACUAAGCUUUAAUUUGUUAUACAGUAAAUGAGAGUUUCUAGGAUUACAACCUUACCUCUUUGUAAUGGCUGCCUUUCUUGUAGAUGGCACAAAUUGAAGUAUAAUUGUGUUUUGAUCACAUACUAGUGCUUGCUCAAUAGAUUCAUGUUUUUUUUUCUUCCUAACAGGUAACCCCUUUAAUGAUUUAGAUGAUUCUUAUAGGAGCUUCAGGACAUUUGGCAUAGCUGGAAUAUUCUUUGUUACUAACUCAGGGAACUGAGCUUUAUGGUUUGGGUUUUUUUUCCAACUAGAAAUGAGUUUUUUGCUUGAAUCUUUGCUCCCCGACACAUUCAUAUUUGUUCACAACUGCUUGUAAUGGCUGUAGAGCUGAUGAUUGAUUACAUCCUGAAAUGCUGCUGAUGAUCCCAAAAUGCUUGACAAAGUCUUUUAAAAAAGAGAAGCCUGGGGGCGGCAUUUUUUUUUUUUUAAACUAAACUUUGGAAUAAAAGUCUUCAAACACGGCUA
This is a messenger RNA of Labrus mixtus (cuckoo wrasse), 3457 nucleotides long. Its product is annotated as apoptosis-inducing factor 3. The record is from RefSeq and is a predicted model, not a curated record. Gene Ontology annotation, molecular function: flavin adenine dinucleotide binding; 2 iron, 2 sulfur cluster binding; oxidoreductase activity, acting on NAD(P)H. The coding region runs from base 476 to 2293 and encodes 605 amino acids. Gene Ontology annotation, biological process: execution phase of apoptosis. Lineage: Eukaryota; Metazoa; Chordata; Actinopteri; Labriformes; Labridae. The transcript has 22 exons. Gene Ontology annotation, cellular component: cytoplasm; mitochondrion.